Molecule: messenger RNA, 1419 nt
Organism: Fusarium keratoplasticum
Lineage: Eukaryota; Fungi; Ascomycota; Sordariomycetes; Hypocreales; Nectriaceae
Exons: 1
Coding region: 1-1419 (472 amino acids)
Source: RefSeq, a predicted model, not a curated record
AUGCUUGCACAGUGGAUUUCAUCAAGGAAAACUAUAGUGCGAGCAGUAUUACUCAAUCUUGUCGGCGGCGAUAUUUAUGGCGACCUCCUACACGACGCAGUAGCCAUCAUUCACAUGCCACCUAUGGACUCUUUCCCUACCGACUCGAUUCUUCACCAUGUCGGCCAAUGGUUAACCAAAGGAUUUUCGGACCCCUUCGAGCAAGAUGAUGGCGAAACUCUCGAUAUGCUAUACCGACUCUUCUCUCGCCUCGCUGUCUUCAUUGAGGACUACAUGACCAAGGCAACGGCUCCUUUCCCACCUCGAGCCUACCUCUGUCUUCCAAGGAUGAAGUCGAUGGACCGCGAACUGUAUUUCCGGGAUCAAGCCAUCGACGCACGACAUGUUGAACUCGACGACCUGACUUGCUCAGAGAGAAACCGCUUUCUACGCGCGUUUGUACGAUAUGAACUGCUCUGCAAACUCUACACCCCACGGCUCUGGAAAAUCGUCGAGCCUAGCGAAUAUGGCGACCAAGUCAAGCAAUUGCAUUCAAACCUUCAUAUCUGGGAGUAUGAGAUGUUACAUUGCGUCCGUGAAUAUGCUCGAAGCGUCUAUGCGGCCAUGUUUGCAAACUUCACUCCUGCAUGGCUACCGAGCGAUCAGACGGCAUCAGAUUCCGAGUCUUCUAGCGGGAAUGGAUUGCUCUAUCCCGACAACUUUUGGACUAAUCCGAACGAAUACUUUUGCAGUUUGGAGCUGUCGCGCAGCUGCUACCACUCGGCAUCGUUUCUGUACCUGCGAGGCUUUGAUCUUCUGACUCACGCCCUGUUGUAUUCAGAAAGCAACCAGGGAAGCUACAGAGAGCUCCGAAAAUGGUUCUUCGGUAUGUCUGCGGAAUGGGUGAGGUCCGAAGACUCCCGCGCACCCUCUCGGGACCACUGGCUUGUACAGGACCAAGGCCCCACGUCCACUUCUUGUGCAGACCUUGGAGUCCGAGGCCAAUUAUUUCAGAAAAUUUCAACCGCUCUUCUGAGGGAAGGCGUCGUGUCAUAUCCACAAGUCAUCGGGUUGAGCACGUAUCUCCAGCUUCGAAUAUACCGACAACGAGCAUGGCCAUUUUUCGAAGACGCAAGGUUCUAUCCAGCUACGGACGGCCUGUGUCACUUUCCAAGCCUGGAUGAACUUGCUGAGCAAGACCGUCUCGUGAAGCUCAAAUUCCCCUAUCCUAAAGGGGAACAACAACGGAGGAGGUCACAAAUGUGGCAGGAUUUUUUCGCUGGAAGGGAGUCGGAGAAUGAUAUUGACUGGCAGGACGAUGACGGCAAGCUGGAGCGUGUGGCUGGUGAGCGGGUUACCAUACCGCGCAUCUUUGAGCGUCCAGUUACGGAGAGACUGAUUCCUUUUUGGCGGUAUGGGAUGUCGAUGAGCACGGAGUAG